CGCUGAAGCGCCGCUGUGUCAACAACCCGCUCGAGCGAGCGCUCAUCCCUCUUCAGCUGACUCCGACCGAGAUAUCUCGACUCUUGCGAUGAGGAUAUGAUGUAUCCUGUCUGGUCUGUCGAUUGUGACAUGGAGUUGAGGUGAGAAUAGCACUUUCUCAGUCAAAAUCAACCAAAAUGGCAAAGUCUAGGCUUUUCCGCAUCUUUAUGAUUAUGGGUGCGGUCUUCAUGAUCCUUCUCAUAAUCAUAUACUGGGAUGAUGUGGGGGCCUCAAAUUUUUACCUGCACACAACCAUCUCUGGGCCUCAUCCAUCCCGCCUCCCUCCACAUGGCCGUUCUGACCCUCAAAAGAUUAAGAAAGCAGAGGAGGACAAAGAGAGUUCGUUUUUGACAGACAUAGAUGCUUUUGUCAACCAAUUUUUGGAAGGAACCGUAGACCCUACGGAACAGGUGAGAGGAGAACCGCCCCCCGGAGAGACUCGCAAUCAGUCCUCUGAGAAAUCGGAGGAAAAAUUCGUACCACGACGAGAGUGGAAGAUCCAUCUCACGCCAAUUGAUCCGGAGAAAAAACAGCAACAGGAGAGUCGAAAGCAGCUGAUACAAGAUAUGUGCAGCAACACAAGUCUCUUUGACUUCUUUGGAAAGAGCAGGACUUUCGAUGACAUACCCAAUAAGGAAUUGGAUCACCUCAUUGUGGAUGACAGGCAUGGGAUUAUUUACUGUUACGUUCCGAAGGUGGCCUGCACAAACUGGAAACGCAUUAUGAUCGUGCUGAGCGAGAGCCUGUUAUUAGAUGGCGUGCCCUACCAAGACCCCCUAGAUGUUCCUCAAGAGCUCAUCCACAACAGUAGCCUGCACUUUACCUUCAACAAGUUCUGGAAGCGCUAUGGAAAGUUCUCACGGCACCUCAUGAAAAUCAAGCUGAAGAAAUACACCAAGUUCUUGUUUGUCAGAGAUCCUUUUGUUAGACUUAUCUCUGCCUAUCGCAACAAAUUUGAACAAGCGAAUGAGGACUUUUACAAGAGAUUCGCAAUAAUCAUGCUAAAAAAAUAUAGCAAUUACUCCGAUCCACCAGCAUCGGUGGUGGACGCUUUUGCAGCUGGGAUUCGACCAUCUUUCUCAAAUUUUGUUCAGUAUUUAUUGGAUCCCAGCACUGAGAAAGAGAUGCCUUUUAACGAGCACUGGAGACAAAUUUACCGCCUGUGCCAUCCUUGCCAGAUAAAUUAUGAUUUCGUGGGGAAGCUGGAGACUUUGGAUGAGGACGCUGAGCAUUUGUUGCGGAUUCUCCGGGUCGACAAUGUCGUCGAGUUUCCUCAUAGUCACCGAAACCGAACGGUUAGCAGUUGGGAGCAGGAUUGGUUUGCCAACAUACCAUUGGAAUUUAGAAAAGACCUGUACAGGCUCUAUGAAGCUGACUUUAAACUUUUUGGGUAUUCCAAACCAGACAGGCUGUUACAUGAGUAAUGCAUUUAUUACUGGGAUGCUGAAAAGCUUUGACCGUACAAGAACAGGAAGAGGAAAAUAGAAGAUUCAGCCUCCUGGUUCUUUAUGUCAGGAUCUUUCAAAUGAUAGUAUUGUCGGCAUUGAAAGUGGUUUAAACUGGAGUGAACAUACAUCCCUUUGUAUACAGCUGAUUUGCUCAGUCCAUUUACCAGUAUUCCCCUAAGUGUGUUACUAUUAUUUGUAAUGGUCUCAUGGACGUAUUUGGAGAGAGACUUGCAUUUUGAUUAUUUUAAUCAAUGCAGACCUUCUUUUGAGAUGCUUAAAAAAAAAAGGGGAAAAAAGACAGAUCCAUGAAUUACACCUCAUUAAUAAUAUCCUAAUUAUGAGAAAGUAUGUAGGAGAAUGGUAAUCCCAUUUUAUUGUUCAAUUAUAUAUAUUUUUUGUUAACAAAGCACAACCAAGCUAAAAUAUCAUGAGAUCUAAAAAUGUUUUAUACAUGUAGGAAGUGCACAUAAAAUAUUUUUUAAUAUUUUUGUAUCAUUUCGCAAUGAAAUGUGAAAAAUCAAUGCACUUUUGUCCUAAAAGCUAGAAGUUGUCCCAACCCCCCCAAAGCAUAAAAGUUUUUAUGCUCUGUUACAACAGUUUCAUUUCUUGAAAGGAAUAUUAUUGGUUUAAUAUAAGUUUAGUUCAGUCAACAGCACAAAAAAAUCUCAACUCGUCCCUCCUUUUCUUUAAAAAAAAAGCAAAAGUCGAGAUUACUGGGAGGCACUUACAAAGGAAGUGAAUGGGGCCAAUUUUCGGAGGGUUUAAAAGGCAGAAAUGUGAAACUUACAUUUUUAGAGAAACACUUACAUUAAUUCUUCUGUUAAAACUAAUAUACUAUUUGAGAUUUAAAGUUGCUUAAAUCGUUGUUUUUACAGUCGUUUUAAGGUUUACGGUGUUAUGUUAUGGUGACAAAGUUGUACAAUCGGAUAUAAUUACACAGAACAAGUAAGUUAGUGAUUUAUCACACCAAAAGCAUGUUAAUGCAUAGUGUUUACUUCUUUUGUCUCUACUUACAAAUCUGGGUUACAGCAAGGCACUUACAAUAGAAGUGAAUGGGGCCAAACCGUAAACAUUCAAAUAUUAUUUCAAAAGUAUAUCCACGAGAUGUUAACAAUUUGCAUGUUCAUAAGCUUCACAUUUCUGCCAUCAAACUUUAAAAAUUGGCCCCAUUCACUUCCAUUGUAAGUGCCUCAGUGUAAUCUCGAUUUUAGCUUUUUUUAUUUAUUUUUAAGAAAAGGACAGACAAGUUGAAAUACAUUUUUGUAGUAAUCCAUAUUUUACCAUAAACACUGUUGAUUGACCUUAACUUGUAUUGAACCAGGAAUAUUCCAUUAAGCCUUGUGUAUUUUUAAUGUUUCUAUGGAAAUGUGUGUUGUGUUUUAAACAUGGAAUGUAUUAAAUCCUUGUUUCUUUUAGUUCACAGUACUGCACAAAAAUGUCAGUGUUCUGCAGUGAAGCACAUCUUUACCACUGUAUUUCUGUAACUGGCACAAAACGAAAUUAUAAUGCUGAUGAGCAGCAAGAUGAGUAACUGACAUCAAAAAGGUAUUUCUUUAUAAACAGAGAGAAUAUCACUGGCCUGUGCUUGUCAAGGGAACAUUUCUAUUCAUCAUUUUGAUAUUUUUGCUUCUAUUAGUUUGUAGCAGGGACUGGAUGAUCCCUCUGAUCUGCAGAAUGCUAAAGAUGUUAGCAUGUGUGCCAAGCAGUCCGUUUCAUAAAUAUGCAUAAUUUCAAAAGUACUGUAGCAAACACAAUUCAACGUUUUGCUCGGGUAGGCUUAGAUUUCAAAACAAUGGCCUUGUUUGCAAAUUAUUUGAAAUAUAAUUGCGGGCUCAAGGUAUUUAUUUCUGAUUUAGUUAAAUAAUUAUUUGGUGUAAUGGCUAAAGAAAGUUAAAGCACAAAUGUCAGUAUUGUUUAAAGUUCCUCCUCUAGUCUAACUAAGUUUAACUUGGGCAUGUGCAAAAGAGGAAUUUAAUUGUUACAAGUAUUAAUUGUUUUGCCAAGAAGGUAUUUCUUUUACUUUCCAUCUCGUUUUUGUGCCGCACUUUGCACAUUUGAUCACAUGUAUUGGACAGAUGUUUAGGACAGAGAUAAAGUGUUUUUGGAUCUUGAUUGUAGAUGGAAAUCUGUACUGUGCAGCACAAGUGUAGCAUGAUUGUUCUGAAAGUGAUGGGCAAGAGGGAACAAGAAGCCCUCGGGGAAUGCCAUGAUUCUGGUAUCAACGCUCGGUUGGGCCCAUUUGGUAGCAGUGCCUUUGGAGAAAAGUUUACAAAAAAUAUAUCUUUGUAAGUGGGUCUCUGAUUUGCAGUCAACAAUCAAAACUCCUAUUUUUAAAACAUUUAGUAGUACACACAAUAUGUGCUGCAUCAUGGAAAAUAUGGCAUUUUUAGCCACAAUUCUGGCUUGGCUAUUGAGAUUUGUCAAAACAGUUCCAGUGUUUCUUAUGUCGAAACCACAAGUUCUGUUACGGGGGGGAGAAAGUACAGUACAUUGCCUGUGCCAUUGAUUUAUGUUUGCAAAAUGAGUACCUGUGUUUUAGAUACAUUUGGUGCCAGAUUGUACAAAGAAAACUGUUAUACUGUAUAGUGAUUGUCUUGAUGCCAACAUUUAAAAACAUUUUUAUCUUGAUUUUGUGGUCAUAGGAUUUAGUUGCAUGAAGUAAUUUUCAGGAAAACAUGCUGAAAGCAAAAGGGAAACAUUUGUUACAUUAAAUCAGGUCUUAGCAUAAAAAAUGUGUUAUUUUCUUUUUUUUUGUUGUUGCAAUGUACAUACCUCUUUUAUUUAUUAUGGUAUUAUUUAAUGCUUCCUUUUCAAAACAAAAAGUUUAAUAAAGUUCAAUGCAUGGU
Molecule: messenger RNA, 4333 nt
Organism: Xyrauchen texanus (razorback sucker)
Lineage: Eukaryota; Metazoa; Chordata; Actinopteri; Cypriniformes; Catostomidae
Product: carbohydrate sulfotransferase 12-like
Exons: 2
Coding region: 177-1463 (428 amino acids)
Biological process (GO): carbohydrate biosynthetic process; proteoglycan biosynthetic process
Cellular component (GO): membrane
Molecular function (GO): sulfotransferase activity
Source: RefSeq, a predicted model, not a curated record